GAAACAUGAACGCAGAGAAAUCUCCGCCUAUUAGAGCUCUCUCUCUCAGUUUUGCCUUCCAAUCUCAUCAAUCUCUCUCUCUCUCUCUCUCUCUUCCAAAAAUUCUCCCACUUUCUCUCUCUACAUUCCAGAGCAAGCAAAACCCAGUUACCAUUUUCUCACAACAAACGCACAGAAAGAGAGAGAGAGAGAGAGAGAGCAGAAGAGGGACCUUCCUAGCUAGCUAGAUCAACGCACCUCCCUCUCUACUAUUAAAAGAAGAGAAAAGAAAAGCCUUUGCUUUGAAAAGUUCUUAUAUCGCUUUCUUCUGGGCAUUGAUCCUCUUCAGUGUAUUUCUUCAAAAACAUACUCUGAAAGAGUCAUUUCAUGAUUAGAGACUGAGGCGUUAUAUUUAGUUCAUAUCUGUAAAGAUUUUGCCAAAAUGCUAAAUUUAGGCAGGGGCAGACCUCAGACAAGGUCUAGUAGGCCCAUGUCUCUUGGAGGCCUGGAUUAUUCAGACCCGAAGAAGAAGAACAAUUUUGUAGUAAAAAUUCUUUUGGUUGCCGCCCUAACAGCAUUAUGUGUUGUCAUGCUGAAGCAAUCCCCAACUUUUAUUGCUCCUAGCCCGUUUGCGCUUCAUGAACCGGGGGUAUUUCACGUAUUAGUGACAGGAGGGGCUGGCUAUAUUGGUUCACAUGCUGCAUUACGACUUCUAAAGGACUCAUAUCGUGUAACUAUUGUGGAUAAUCUUUCACGGGGAAACUUGGGUGCUGUCAAGGUUCUCCACGAGCUAUUUCCUGAACCUGGGAGGCUCCAGUUUAUCUAUGCUGACUUGGGGGAUGCGAAAUCUGUUGAUAAAAUUUUUUCUGAGAAUGCAUUUGAUGCUGUUAUGCAUUUUGCUGCUGUUGCAUAUGUUGGGGAAAGCACCCUUUAUCCACUCAAGUAUUAUCACAAUAUUACAUCGAAUACCUUGGUUGUGUUGGAGAGAAUGGUUGCUCAUGGUGUAAAGACAUUGAUAUAUUCCAGCACAUGUGCAACUUAUGGGGAGCCUGAUAAGAUGCCCAUCACUGAAGACACUCCACAGCUCCCAAUCAAUCCAUAUGGUAAAGCUAAGAAGAUGGCGGAAGAUAUUAUCCUGGAUUUCUCUAAAAAUUCAGACAUGGCAGUUAUGAUCCUGAGAUACUUCAAUGUGAUUGGUUCGGAUCCAGAGGGCAGAUUAGGUGAAGCUCCUAGACCUGAACUUCGUGAGCACGGACGUAUAUCAGGAGCUUGUUUUGAUGCUGCUCGUGGUAUCAUUCCCGGGCUAAAGGUUAAAGGAACAGACUAUAGGACACCUGAUGGGACCUGCAUACGCGAUUAUAUCGAUGUCACUGACCUAGUUGACGCUCAUGUGAAAGCUCUUGAGAAGGCAGAGCCUCGUAAAGUUGGAAUCUAUAAUGUUGGUACUGGAAAAGGUAGAUCAGUAAAGGAGUUUGUGGAAGCGUGUAAGAAGGCGACAGGGGUGAACAUCAAAGUCGGAUACCUUGACCGUCGGUCUGGUGACUAUGCUGAAGUGUACAGUGACCCAACUAAGAUCAGGAAAGAACUCAACUGGACGGCAAAGCACACCAAUCUUCAAGAGAGUCUGAAGACGGCGUGGAGAUGGCAAAAGUCUCAUCUCAACGGUUACGGGACUCCGUUGGUGACGUCUUCUUGAAAAUGAUAUAACAGCACCUUCAUAUUAGAAAGAAAACAUCGACACAAGACUUCAUCUGCUGCUGACUAGCACAAAUUCUUUAGCUCGAUUAGAAAGGGGGGUUUUGGGAUUAAAUUUUCCUCAUUUAUAUAAAAGUUAUUAUUAAGUAGUUGUAGAGAGCUUCCGGGCCAUUUGUUACAUUACAUGUAUUUGAAGAGACGACGUAGUUCAAUAAUAUGAUUAUCAGCUGCAGGUAUAGCUUUCAUUGUA
Molecule: messenger RNA, 1924 nt
Organism: Morus notabilis
Lineage: Eukaryota; Viridiplantae; Streptophyta; Magnoliopsida; Rosales; Moraceae
Product: UDP-arabinose 4-epimerase 1
Exons: 12
Coding region: 422-1675 (417 amino acids)
Biological process (GO): beta-D-galactose catabolic process via UDP-galactose, Leloir pathway
Cellular component (GO): cytosol
Molecular function (GO): UDP-glucose 4-epimerase activity
Source: RefSeq, a predicted model, not a curated record